Molecule: messenger RNA, 744 nt
Organism: Paraglomus brasilianum
Lineage: Eukaryota; Fungi; Glomeromycota; Glomeromycetes; Paraglomerales; Paraglomeraceae
Source: the annotation of a GenBank genome assembly
AUGCGAACUAAAUUUCGUCCAUGCAUUGAUCUCCAUAAUGGAAAGGUUAAACAGUUGGUUGGAGGAAGUGUGAGCGAGAAUUCUCCAAAGACAUUAAGGACGAACUUUAUAUCAAACGAACCAGCAGGAUAUUAUGCAAAACUGUAUAAAGAUAAUAAUUUGAGAGGAGCCCAUAUAAUAAAGAUUGGCCCGGGAAAUGAUGAAGCCGCUAAAGAGGCAUUGAGUAGUUGGCCAGGUGGACUACAGAUCGGCGGUGGAAUAACUCUCGACAAUGCACUGGAAUGGAUCAAUCUUGAUGCCAAGUUCUCUCUUGAUCGUCUAAAAGCACUUUCAGAUGAAGUAGGAAAAGAUAGAUUAAUUGUCGAUAUAAGCUGUCGUAAAAAGGACGCCAAAUGGUUUGUUGCAAUGAACAAGUGGCAGACCAUCACUGACAUGGAAGUUAAUAAAGGUAAGCAAUAUCAAGUUGGGGAGCGAGGAAAGGACAUUGGGGAGAUCGAUCUGGCUUAUGGCGCUGAUGUCGAGGGCUUAUGUCAGGGGAUUGAUAAAGAACUUGUUGAACGGCUUGCUGAGUGGACAACGAUUCCGACGACGUACGCUGGUGGAGCAAAUUCAAUAAAAGAUCUUGAAUUGGUCAAUGCACUGUCGAACGGAAAGGUCGAUUUAACGUUCGGAAGUGCGCUCGAUAUCUUUGGAGGAACGCCGGUCAAAUUUACAGAUUGUGUUGCAUGGAAUAAUCAAGAGUGA